Messenger RNA from Eruca vesicaria subsp. sativa (arugula), 2412 nucleotides. The record is from the annotation of a GenBank genome assembly. Lineage: Eukaryota; Viridiplantae; Streptophyta; Magnoliopsida; Brassicales; Brassicaceae.
AUGGAAGGUUCUUCAAACUCCAACUCUAGAGGGUUCCUCAAUACCUCUGGCGUUUCUGACAGGAACAACGACUUCUCACCAGUUGAGAGAGUCACAGCAUCUUCUCAUGUUGAUGAGUAUGUGAGAAGCUUGUUUGGUAGUAGCACACACAAAUCCUGUGAAGAAGAAGACUCUUUAGGGAUUGAUGACCCUUUUGUUAGAUCCUUGGAAUGGGGUGAUGUCAGUUUGAGACAGUGGCUGGAUAAGCCUGAACGGUGUGUAGAUGUUUUUGAGUGUUUGCAUGUUUUCAGACAGAUUGUUGAGAUUGUGAAUGUGGCUCACUCUCAAGGCUUUGUUGUUCAUAAUGUUAGGCCUUCUUGUUUUGUCAUGUCUUCGUUUAACCAUGUUUCCUUCAUUGAAUCCGCUUCUUGUUCUGACUCCGGCUCUGAGGACGGUCCAAUUAGCCACAAGGAAGAUAAAGGAUCAUAUAACAAGAUCCUGGAGAGACAAAUCGAGAAGCUAGAGGAAGAGAAGAAGCAGAGUUUUCCGAUGAAACAUGUAUUAGCAAUGGAGACAAGUUGGUAUACAAGCCCUGAAGAAGAGUUUGGUUCUCCAAGUACUUGUGCUUCAGAUGUGUACCGUCUUGGUGUUCUUCUCUUCGAGCUGUUCUGUCCUGUGCCUUCAAGGGAAGAGAAGUCAAGAACUAUGUCUAGUUUAAGACAUCGUGUACUUCCGCCUCAGAUACUUCUCAAAUGUCCUAAAGAAGCUUCUUUCUGCUUGUGGCUAUUGCAUCCUGAGCCUAGUUGUCGACCAUUAAUGAGUGACUUGAUGCAAAGCGAGUUUAUGACCGAACCAAGAGAUAGUUUGGAAGAACGUGAAGCAGCCAUAGAGCUUAGGGACAAAAUCGAUGAACAAGAGUCGUUACUCGAGUUCUUGUUAAUGAUCCAACAGAGAAAGCAGGAAUCUGCAUAUAGAUUGCGUGAUACGGUCUCACUUCUUUCUUCAGACAUCGAGCAAGUUGUGAAGAGACAGUUAGUUUUGAAGAAAAAGGGAAGCUCAUACUCUGAUCUCAGCAAAGAUAAUCAUCAACAAAGCUUCCCGGAAGAGCCUUCCACAUUAAUGGCUUCAAGAAAACGUUUUAGACAAGUGAUUCCCUCAGAGGAAACCGACGUUGAAGCUGAUGAGGAGAGUCAAGGAAGAAGCACAUUUCUUGAAAGCUCCAGGUUGAUGAGAAACUUCAAGAAGCUAGAAACCGUCUACUUUCUGACAAGACGCAGGCAGCUGAAAGCUGCUGCUUUGGGGAAGUCAUUAACUAGACAUUCACCGUUAAGUAGCGAAAAUGGAAGAGGCUCGGAGAAAAGCUCAGUAAGCAACUCUGCAGCACCCAAAGUUUCUUCCAACAAUGAUUCAAGACAAGGCGGGUGGAUAGAUCCAUUCCUUGAGGGUUUGUGCAAAUACUUAUCAUUCAGUAAGCUUAGAGUGAAAGCAGAUUUGAAACAAGGAGACUUGUUGAACUCUACCAACCUUGUUUGCUCCCUUGCAUUUGACCGAGAUGGGGAGUUUUUCGCCACUGCUGGUGUCAACAAGAAAAUCAAGAUAUUUGAGUGUGAUUCGAUUGUAAACAACAACCUUGACAUUCACUAUCCGGUUGUGGAGUUGGCUGGCCGGUCAAAGCUGAGUAGUGUAUGUUGGAACAGUUACAUAAAGAGUCAGAUUGCAUCAAGUAACUUUGAAGGAGUGGUUCAGAUAUGGGAUGUUUCAAGAAGCCAGCUGGUUACAGAGAUGAAGGAGCACAAGAAGAGAGUAUGGUCCAUUGAUAUUUCAGCAGCAGACCCUACUUUACUAGCUAGUGGAAGCGAUGAUGGAACCGGAGUUAGCAUUGGAACCAUCAAGACAAAGGCCAAUGUAUGUUGUGUCCAGUUUCCAUCAGACUCGGGACGGUCUUUAGCAUUUGGCUCUGCAGAUCACAAAGUGUAUUACUACGAUCUUAGGAACCCCAAGAUUCCUCUGAGCACAAUGAUUGGUCAUAGUAAGACAGUGAGUUAUGUCAAGUUUGUGGAUUCAUCUACUCUUGUGUCUUCUUCUACUGAUAACACACUAAAGCUUUGGGACUUAUCCAUGUGUGCCUCUGGUGUUAAUGAAACCCCUCUUCAUUCAUUUGCUGGACACACUAAUCUAAAGAACUUUGUUGGCUUAUCAGUCUCUGAUGGAUAUAUAGCUACAGGCUCAGAGACUAAUGAGGUUUUCGUGUACCACAAGGCAUUCCCAAUGCCGGUUAUGUCCUACAUGUUCAGCAACACUGACUCUACUUCUGGUUUAGAAGUUGAUGAUGCCUCACAGUUCAUAUCGUCCAUCUGCUGGCGAGGACAGUCGUCUACCUUAGUAGCUGCUAACUCCAAUGGCAACAUCAAGAUUCUGGAAAUGGUGGCGUAA